Messenger RNA from Porites evermanni, 2715 nucleotides. Lineage: Eukaryota; Metazoa; Cnidaria; Anthozoa; Scleractinia; Poritidae. The record is from the annotation of a GenBank genome assembly.
AUGAACUGCGAAGAAGGGCUUCAGAGCUCCCAAAUUUGCAUUACUGCCAUUCAGUCAGGUGACUAUCUUCAAGCCAAAGAGUAUUAUGAACGCUCCUUAGAAAUGAACCUCAAAAAGUUCGACCCUGAGCACAUUGACGUAGCACACGCGUCCUAUGGCUUAGGCCUUGUACAAAGUGCCUUGGGUGAUUAUCAACUGGCCAGGAAGAACCUCGAACAUGCGUUAUUUCUCUACCUUAAAAAGUUUGGAACUAAGCACGUCACCGUCGCACGUACUAAUCACUAUUUAGGCCUUUUACAAAGCGCCCUGGGUGACCAUCGACAGGCUAGGGAGUAUCUUGAGCUUGCCCUAACCGCUCGUUUAGAAGUGCAUGGGCCAGAACACUUCGACGUAGCGAGUACUUACCACUUCUUAGGCGUUGUAAACAGGGACAUGGGUGAUCUUCGGAAGGCUAAGCAGAAUUUUGAACGUGCUUUGACAAUUUUGGAGCAAAAGCUGGAUUCAAACCAUGCUCAAGUAGGUCGUACUUUCUACUGCUUGGGUGUGGUGGAAAGCCAGAUGGGUGAACACAAACAAGCCAAAGAGCACCUCGAAAGCGCCUUGUCUAUUCGACUGAAAAUACUUGGACCUCAGCACCUAGAUGUCGCGUGUACUAAGUGCAGGUUAGGUGUUGUUCAGUAUUAUUUAGGUGACACGCUGCAAGCAAAAGAUAAUUUAGAGCGUGCUUUGGCAAUUCAGUUGAAAAGUGGGCCUGACCAUCUACAUGUUGCAAGCACUCGCUCUUGUUUGGGUGUCCUACACAGUAACUUGGGGGACCACCAGCAAGCCAGUGAGCACCUUCAACGGUCUCUUUCCAUUUAUCUUAAAAGGAAUGGGCCAGAGCACAUUUCAGUCGCCCGAAUAAAUUUAUUAUUGGGUCUUGCAAAGUACCGAUCAAGUGACCUUCAGAAGGCCAAGGAGCAUCUCCAGCAUUCCUUAUCCAUUAGCCUUAAGAAACUUGGACCAAAUCAUGUUGACAUCGGUCGUACCUGUCAUCUAUUGGGUCUUGUUUAUAGAGCGUUAGGUUGCCAUCAGCAUGCCAAGCAGCAAUACGAAAAUGCUUUUCCCAUUUUUUUGAAACAUUUGUUUCGCCCCCCUGAUUAUAUUCAUGACGCGCGCAAGCACCAUGGCUUGGGUAUUAUUAACGUUGCUUUUGGUGACCACUGGCAGGGCAAGCAACAUCUUGAACAAGCUCUACGUAUAUAUCUGAAAAAGCUUGGUCCGGAGUAUGUCGAAGUUGCUCGCACUUAUCACUGCUUGGGGCUUGUAGAUAACGCCUUGGGUCAACAUUGCCAGGCUAAGAGUCACCUAGAGCUUGCCCUAUCAACUCGUCUGAAAAGACUUGGACCUGAACACAUUGACGUCGCGAGUACUUAUCAUUUUCUGGGUGUGGUACACAGGAACCUGGAUGCAGAAAAUCAAGCCAAACAGCAUUUAGAAAGAGGACUUUCCAUUUAUCUGAAACAGUUGGGUCCUGACCACGUUCACGUUGCUCGUAGUUACCAUUGCCUAGGCAUAUUAGAAACCCACCUAGGUGACGGGCAAAAUGCCAAAGAUCAUUUUGAGCGUGCCUUAUUAAUUAGAAAGAAAAUGUUGGGUCCUGACAACCUUGAUGUUGCAUGCACUUACUGUGGAUUAGGACUUGCACAAAUUUCGUUGUAUAAUUUUCAGCAAGCAAAGGAAAGUCUUGGACAAGCGUUAUCAAUUAGGCGGCGAAAGCUUGGUCCAAAUGACCUUGAUGUUGCACGGACUUAUUCUGCAGUGGGUCUUGCGUUAAGUGCAACAGCUAAAGAUCAACUAGCCAAGGAAUACCUUCGACGCUCAUUAUCCAUUCGACUAAAAAAUCUUGGACCUCAGCACUUAGAUGUUGCCUCUAGCUAUUGCGACUUAGGUCUUGCUGAAAUUGCCGCGGGUGACCAUAUGCAAGCUACGGAGCAUUACCAGCAAGCCUUAUCUAUUCAACUGAAAAUACUUGGACCUGACCACCAAGAUGCGGCGCGUACUAUUUAUGGCAUGGGCCUUGCUCAGAGUGCUUUGGGGGCUCUUCAGCAGGCCAAAGACUACCUUGAAAGUGCUUUGUCUGUUCAACUGAAAAAAUGCGGAUCUUAUCACUUGGAUGUUGCCGCUACUUGCUCUGCCUUGGGGCUUUUACACUAUCGCCUGGAUGACCAUCAGCAAGCAAAAACACAUUUUGAACGUGUCUUGUCAAUUCAAAUAAAACAAUUCGGCACUGAUCACCUAGCAGUUUCAGGAACGUACGGCUUCUUAGGUCUUUUAGAGAGCCUCUUAGGCGAACACCAGCAGGCAAAGGAACAUCUUCAUAGUGCACUAGCUAUUGCAAAGAAAAAUGUUGGCUCGUAUAGUCUUUUACUAGCACGGAACUACUACUUCUCUGGCCUUGUACUGCACCGUCUGGGUGAUCUCCAGAAAGCCUCCGAUUAUCUCAAAAUUGCCUUAGCCAUUCGCCUCAAAAGGCUUGGAAGAGAUCAUGCGGAGGUAGCACGCACCUACAGUACUCUCGGUCUUGUGGAGCGAGCCUUGGGAAAUCAGCAACAAUCUAAGAUGCAUUAUGAAUAUGCCCAAUCUAUUGAAAGAAGAAAGCGAGGGGCAAAUCAUAUCAAUAUGGCAAGUGAUGUCGCUCUCGUAAAAGCACGUCGCUGCGAUGAUCACCGCUGA